UCAGUGCUAAAGUGUUUUAGUUGGGUAGGAAAUCUGUAAUAAUUGUAAUACUUUUUUUUGCCAGAACUACUUGGUGUCAGUCAGAAUUGUUUGGAGAUUUAGUGAUAGAAUGGCUAUGAAUGUGAAGGAAGUUCAAAUAACCUAAAAUCACCCUUCAGACAGGCCUUCACUUAAAAUGUGAAUCUCUUCACUUUAGCUUACCAUAUAUACUGUACUUAUUCAGGAUGGCACAAAAUUAACUUGAAAACUACCUCACCCCAAAAUUGCAUAAAACUACCAAACAAAAUACAUUUUUCAAUUUCAAGUUUCAAUUUCUUAGUUUCUAUUACGGUGCAUUAAUUUUUUUUUAAUGGUGUCCAGUUUGAGACCUUUGAUUGUCAAACCAAACACGCCCAUUAUGACACAGAGGAAAGAUUUACGCAGUGCUUUGUGCAACACAAACCCACAACUGCAAGUCCAGGAAGUGAGCUGUUACAGUCUACUAAUCAGAUUAGAGAUACCAAAAGAGGCAUGAACAACUCUAAAGUGCUCUAAAGUCUUUAUGACACGUUCAUAAAAAUGGAGAGCAACUCAUCUGAAAUGGACUGGCGUGAGCUGUCAUAUGCCAACUGGACAGAAUCUCAUGUGAGUUCCUGGCUCAGAUCCAUUGGAAUAAAAGAAGUGCAUAUUAUAAAAAUGGAGGAGGAGGAAGUGACAGGACCAAUUCUCACAACUUUACACCAAGAUUUCCUCAGAAAAACAAUUGGAAUGAAAAGUGGCCAAAUUGAACAUUUAUUGAAGAAACGAGAUGAACUUUUAAUACCACAACAGCAGAAAAUAAAACAGAAGAGUGAUCUGUCUGGUAAGAGUAGAGAUGGCAAAAAAGAAACUGUUGAAGAUAUAGGACAAGAACCACAGCUUUCACCAUUUCAUCACAAACCAGAGCAUAAAAAGAAUCCUACAGAUAGUAGUGAAAACACGUCAUCUACAGAAGUAACUCUAUCUUUUUGUGACUAUCGCAAAUUUGACCAGGAUGAAAAGGACUUCAGGUACGUGAAACAUCAUGUGCUUCCUCCUGAGACAGGGACUGAAAACAUGAUGGUUCCAUGUCAUGAAUAUAAGUCGCUUGAGAUUGCAUACAAACUAGACUCAAAGAGGUUACAAGUAAAAGUAGCCAGUGAAGUACUAAGAUUUGCAUGCGCAUGCAUGAAUAUGAGAGCAAAUGGGACAAUUCACUUUGGCAUCAUGGAUAAAGUCAGAGGAACUCACAAGCAUGGAGAAAUCAUUGGGAUACCUGCAAACAAUCGAGAAGACUUUGUGGAUGCAUUAGACUACAUUGAAAGGUGCUUCAAAGGGUCAAAUCAACAAAGUGAUGCCAGGAGUUGUAUAAGGCACCCGCGAUUCAUUGAGGUGCUUGACAAGGAAAGUAGUGGGAACACAUGGGUCAUUGAAUAUGACAUUGUCCCAAAAGCAAACAUUGUAAGAGAUAAGCUUUACUAUGUUGGUGUUCCUAAAUUCUCUGAAAAAGACAACAAAGUCAAAUGUGAAGAGAAAAUUCCCUAUUACAGAGUUGGAGCAAACACACCACGUGUACCUGAAGACGACCUUGUUCCUUUCAUUCAAGGACUGAGAGAAAAAGACCAACAGAGAGAGGAGGCAGAAUCUACAAGCAAUGAAACAACUCUGGACUUUGGCGAGGAUCAAAAGAGGAAACUUUCUAUCCUCCUAACAUGUGGGAAAAAGCACAUGGACAACUCUCUGUUUUACAUUGUUGUAACAAACAAAUUUCAACCAGCACAUCUUGACAACAUAAGCUUCUUAGUUCACAUGAAUUUAUUCUGUGUGUUUGACUUUGACCCAGAUUCAAAGACAUCUGGUCUUUGUGGAA
This is a messenger RNA of Haplochromis burtoni (Burton's mouthbrooder), 1867 nucleotides long. Its product is annotated as sterile alpha motif domain-containing protein 9-like. The record is from RefSeq and is a predicted model, not a curated record. Gene Ontology annotation, cellular component: cytoplasm. Gene Ontology annotation, molecular function: protein binding. NCBI's taxonomy places the organism in Eukaryota, Metazoa, Chordata, Actinopteri, Cichliformes, Cichlidae.